Styela clava is the source of this 1899-nucleotide messenger RNA. Its product is annotated as polyamine-modulated factor 1-like. Gene Ontology annotation, cellular component: MIS12/MIND type complex. Gene Ontology annotation, biological process: chromosome segregation. The record is from RefSeq and is a predicted model, not a curated record. Lineage: Eukaryota; Metazoa; Chordata; Ascidiacea; Stolidobranchia; Styelidae.
AUUUUAUUGUCUUAUUAACAGGUUCAGAGGUUAUUGAUAGUAUUUAUUAUUCAAAUCAGUUGCUUGUUGCAAUGGAUGCUGAAUCAGAAGAAAAAGAGGAAUCCAGUAGAUAUGAAUGUCUUGAUAAAUGUCUUUCAAAUUUUGUUCGAUCACUUAGAGAAAAACCAGGUUCAUGUAAACGAAUGGCAAAAUCAUUUCCUGAAUUAUAUCGGGAAAAUCCAGCGGCAUUGAAGCUUAUUUCAGAUGCUUUUGGUGAUCGAUACACCAGUAUGUUAAAACAAUCAAUAGAAGAGCUUUUUAAGACUUGCUCUGUAAAAGAUAAAUUGGACGAACUUGGCCAGUGUGUUGGAGAUGUAGAUUGUAGUUGGCGACCAUCUGGUGAUCCAGAAAAAGAUCUACGAGCUCAUAUUGCUUUAACGGAACACAAAGAAGUCUUGAAACUGCAAGAGGAAUUAGAAAAAGAAGAAGCAGAGAUUGCGUCAUUAAGGGAUACACUAAAUCACAAAGACAAAGCUAUCGAAAGAAAAAUGUUGCAUAUUCAUGCUCUUACAGAAGAAUGUGUUUCAUCUAGCCAACUCGCUCGAGCAAAUGCAGAUAAUUUGAAUUUACUUUUCAAAAAUAAAAGAAAAAAAAUGAAAAAUUGAGGUUUAGUAAUGAAGUACUUCAUUUGCUCACAGUCUGCAUGGAAUGCAACUUGGAAAAAUUUUUUCUUCGAUCACAGUAUAUUCCUUUUUUAUAGUUUGAUGGACGAUUUUCGAUUUUUUAUAGACGAUGGACGAUAGUUUGAUGGACGAUGGACGAGUAGUCAAAAUCGCCAUUACUUUUUUAAAAAUUGGGACAUUUUCAAGGUGUAGUCCUGGCCUAUAAUUCCAAAAUAUUCAGAAAUUCAUGGUUUAAUUAAUUUUACAAUCAUAUUAAAUUGCUGACACAGUAGCUAUCGUGUUAUGCUUCAAGGAAGUGUUUCCAUAUGCCUAAAAGAUGGUUCGUACUUGGAUGUGCCUUAGAUCUCUUUGUUUCUUAUUUUCCAAUUUGGUUCAAUCUUUCAACUUUCUUAGAAUAUGUUCAAUCAAUCAUACGAUAGCUGCAUUACUGCCAUUGAAGUACUAAUAUAAUUUUGAUACAUUAAAACAAUUGUUAGAUAUUGUUUCUUCUGCAUUUAGAGUUAUUCAAAGGCCGAAAAAUCAAAUAUAUUGGUAUAUUGAUCAAAAUUGUCUAAAUUUUAGACUCCAACAACAGUUCUCAUCUUCCUAGAUUCAGAAAAUUUUCAUUUCAUGUUGAGCCCCCCAACAAAGUUAAUAUUUUAUUAUUGUAUGAUGGUUGUGUUCACUUUUGGUGCUAAUGUAUUGCAAGGGCCUUACUAUCAUUUAAUUUUACACGAUCUUACACUGGGAAAGUAUUGUAUUGGCACUACAAUAUUAAAAUAUAUCUCAUGCUGCAUUGCUUUGUGCUCAGACAACAUCAUUUAAUUACAUAAACAAGGGGUGUGCAACCUGUGGCUCGCGGGCCAAAUGCGACUCGCAAGGAAAAAAUGUGCACACCGCGGAGAAGUGCCAAUUUUGAAUAGUGUGCGCCCAGCAAAACGAGUUUUUACUUUAGUUUAAUCUGGAACGUGUGAGUAAUCCGAAUCCCUCCGCGCUGCAAAGCCUAUACCUGAGUCUAAUUUAGACAUAUGACUUACGAGGUGCGAGGUGAACAACGCAUGUCGUAAGAUCAACAACCAAAAUUUUUUUUUCCUGCAAAUACUAAAAAAGCCUAUGUUAAAAAAGUUGCGGCCUAGGUUUCACCCAGUUACUUGUAUCUGGCCCUCCUGUAUUAAAGGAUGCACACCUCUGAUAUGAACUAUUGUAUAAUACUGUAUUUUCAUUCCACAAUUUAAUAUUAUUUUUUUGAUUUUCUUAG